AUGAUGCUCGUCAGCAUGCCAUCUGGCACUCGGGGUCGUAUUUUCCAAAAGAUGGAUGUCGAUGCUCUGCUCACCUGCUCGUUGACUUCUCCUAAAGUGAGAGGUAUGAUUCAAAGAUUAGACUGGAGAGUCGCUGGAACGAAUAUCGAUCUAGUGGAGUGCAGAGGAUGUGCAAUGAUUCAAUGCAGGAGCUAUGCGCCAACUUCGAAAUGUGUCACAUUUGAAUUGUUGAGAGAUGAGAACGGCAAUAAACUCCCAAAGAUGAGAAUCAAUGAAACAGUUUUCGAUCUCAGCGUUUUCGACGAGGGAGCCAAACUAAUCAAGUCAUGGUCAGAUGACAUGCUUCGUAAAUGGUUCUCAGAGAAUACUCUCUACAUCUUCGCUCAUCUUUUUGGACCAGUGAACGAUGUUUCUUUCGCGAUGCAUGUCAAACAGAUGGCUGACGUUCCCUCUAUGAACAACAUGAAGCAUUGUUUCAUCAUCGAUGAGAAUGCUCAUGGAAGAGAUAUCACAAAGUUCUGUCAACGUUUCGUCGGACGCACUCUCAUUCUUCAUCCAGUUAUCCAAGGAUCAAUCGAUUCGGACACCCGAAUGAUGCGGGUUCCAUAUUUGUACGUAAGAAAUGCAGAAUGGUUGACUGGAUCUCAUCUCAUGCGGUACACUGGUAAAAGUGCAUUCUUGGAUAAUGCCUCUAUCUAUACAAAGGAUAUUAUCAAGUUUGUGACCAAGUGGCUUAAUGGAACGGACAGAAGAUUGAAAUCAGUCGUCAUUCGUAUUAAAGCAGGAAUGCCAGUUGACCUACCGGAGAUUUUGAGAAACCUCGAUGGGGUAAAGACCUGGGAUCCGAAAGAGAGGGAGCGCUACUACUUCUAUCGUGACGAAUGGAAAAUGAGUUUCUUCACGUCGGAUUUGAGCCUGUUGGACUGUUCUGACGGAUUCGAUAUUGUCAGAAAAAGCGACAACAUGCUCUGCACAAUUCGCAUGUCAAAUUUGGUGUUCUGCUUCUACGUCUGGCACAAUAGAUUCCCAACCGACAAUGUUUUCCAGCAAUCAUAA
This is a messenger RNA of Caenorhabditis remanei, 1056 nucleotides long. RefSeq lists its product as uncharacterized. The record is from RefSeq and is a predicted model, not a curated record. Gene Ontology annotation, biological process: embryo development. The coding region runs from base 1 to 1056 and encodes 351 amino acids. The transcript has 3 exons. Lineage: Eukaryota; Metazoa; Nematoda; Chromadorea; Rhabditida; Rhabditidae.